Messenger RNA from Hipposideros armiger (great roundleaf bat), 939 nucleotides. RefSeq names its product olfactory receptor 4C5-like. Gene Ontology annotation, cellular component: membrane. Gene Ontology annotation, molecular function: G protein-coupled receptor activity; olfactory receptor activity. The record is from RefSeq and is a predicted model, not a curated record. Bases 1 to 939 code for a protein of 312 amino acids. The transcript has a single exon. Lineage: Eukaryota; Metazoa; Chordata; Mammalia; Chiroptera; Hipposideridae. Gene Ontology annotation, biological process: G protein-coupled receptor signaling pathway.
AUGGAGCAAAUGACCAACGUGACAGAAUUCAUCCUGCUUGGCCUGACACAGAACCCAGAUGUGCAGAAACUCUUGUUUGCUGUGUUUACAGUCAUCUACUUUCUCACUGUGACAGGCAACCUACUCAUUAUAGUGACGAUCACCACCAGCCAAGCCCUGGGCUCCCCCAUGUAUUUUUUUCUUUCUUUCUUGUCUUUCAUAGACGGCUGCUGCUCUUCUACUAUGGCCCCCAAAAUGAUAUUUGACUUACUUGCUGAAAAAAAAACUAUCUCCUUCAGUGGCUGCAUGACCCAGCUCUUUGCUGAACAUUUCUUUGGGGGAGUCGAGAUCAUCCUGCUCACGGUGAUGGCCUAUGACCGCUACGUGGCCAUCUUCAAGCCCCUGCAGUACAUGAUCACAAUGAACAGGCGAGUGUGUGGCCUCCUGGUGGCCAUGGCCUGGGCCGGGGGAUUUCUUCAUGCUCUGAUUCAAAUUCUUUUUAUAGUCUGGUUGCCCUUCUGUGGCCCCAAUGUCAUUGACCAUUUCAUCUGUGACCUUUUCCCUCUGCUAAAACUCUCCUGCUCUGAUACUCACAUCUUUGGACUUUUGGUUGCCGCCAACAGUGGACUAAUGUGUAUGCUCAUUUUUUCUAUUCUUAUCACCUCCUAUGUCUUUAUCCUUUUCUCCCUACGAACUCACAACACUGAAGGACAGUGGAAGGCUCUCUCCACCUGUGCAUCCCAUGUUACUGUAGUUGUCCUGUUCUUUAUUCCCUGUAUAUUUGUGUACCUUCGGCCCAUGAUCACCUUCCCCAUUGAUAAAGCAGUCGCUGUAUUUUAUACUAUGGUAACACCCAUGUUAAACCCUUUCAUCUACACUCUCAGAAACUCAGAGGUGAAAAAUGCCAUGAGGAAGCUCUGGACCCAAAGAGUAAUCCUGGGUAAUGAUUCACAUGAAUAG